AUGAAGGUAAAUAUUGUAUCAUGGAAUGUUAGGGGGUUAAAUCGUCAAAGGAAGAGAGUUCUGAUAAGAAGUAUGAUGAACAAAUGGACAGCAGAUGUUUUCUGCUUUCAAGAAUCCAAGUUAAAAGGGGAUAUCAGGGAGAUUGUAAAAGAGUUAUGGGCCAAUAGGUGGGGAAAUGUGUAUGCACCGAAUGACAGAAGAGACAGGGAAGAAGUGUGGUCGGAAUUGGCAGGGGCCAGGGGUUUAUUUGAUGGACCUUGGGUGGUUUGUGGAGAUUUUGAUACUGUGAGAUUUCCAUCAGAAAAGAAAAACUGCAACAGAAUUACAAGAGGGAUGAAGGAUUUCACUGAUUUUAUUGAAGAUAUGGAACUAGUAGAUAUGCAGUUAGCAGGAGGCAACUACACAUGGAGAAAAAGUGACAAUCAUAAUAUAGCUGCUAGAUUGGACAGAUUUCUGGAUCCAAUCAAAUCUUACUUUAAGUUUGAAAAUUGGUGGUUGCAAACAGAUGGAUUCACAGAUAGAGUUAGACAUUGGUGGAAUUCCUUUAGUUGUGAAGGAAGUCCUGACUUUAUUUUGGCCUUCAAGCUCAAAACCUUGAAGGGAAAACUUAAAGAAUGGAGCAGAACUUUACAAGGAAAUCUGGAGUUGCAGAAAACAAAUGUCCUUAACCAGCUUGCACAAUUGGAGGAGAUUCAUGACCAGAGGCCUCUGAAUGAAGAGGAAAUUUAUGCAAAAACUGCCCUAGCUAUGGAGUUUGAGGACAUCGCAAAGCAUGAGAAGGCGGCCUGGAGGCAAAGAUCCAGAGCCUUGUGGCUGAAGCAAGGGGAUAAGAAUACAAAAAUUUUCCACCGAACCACCAAUUCACAUAGGAGAUAUAAUCAUAUUGAGCAGCUAGUAGUACAGGGGGGGUUGAUACAGAAUCCUAGUGAUAUCAAGAAAAAGAUUGUCACUUUCUAUCAAAAGUUAUAUUCUGAAGAAGAGGUUUGGAGACCACAAGGUAAUCUUAGGAACUAUCAUAUUCUUACUCCAGAAGACAAUCAAUUGCUCCAAAGUCCUUUUGGUAUUCCAAAAAUUUGGGAUAGUGUGAAGGCAUGUGGAGGGGAUUAA
This is a messenger RNA of Nicotiana tabacum (common tobacco), 1107 nucleotides long. The record is from RefSeq and is a predicted model, not a curated record. NCBI's taxonomy places the organism in Eukaryota, Viridiplantae, Streptophyta, Magnoliopsida, Solanales, Solanaceae.